Galleria mellonella (greater wax moth) is the source of this 1788-nucleotide messenger RNA. RefSeq names its product inner centromere protein. The coding region runs from base 1 to 1149 and encodes 382 amino acids. The transcript has 4 exons. The record is from RefSeq and is a predicted model, not a curated record. Lineage: Eukaryota; Metazoa; Arthropoda; Insecta; Lepidoptera; Pyralidae.
AUGUCAUAUAAUCAAAAUUAUUAUAAUUUUCGACUGAACUUUACAUUUCGACAAAAUUAUCCACCACAAAAUUAUUUGCCAUUCCCACCACCACCACCACCACCAUAUUAUAAUGUACCACCAGUAACACAACCACCUGUACACUUACAUGAGACAGAUCAGGAAUUACUAACGAGAUUUGAAUCUAAAAUUAAAACUGAAAAUAGUAAACCCAAAAACACCAUAUCGAUAUCAAAAAUGAGAGAUGAUAUUUAUCAGAUGGUUUUGAAUCUGGAUGAUAUUAAAAAUAAAAAGAGAUAUUUGGCAGAUAAUUUAAAAAUAUUGUCAGAAGAAGAAUGGCAGAAGAGGAUGAUAGAAAUAGAACAAUGUAAAGUUAAUGUAAAUAAAAUGCUUGCUUAUAUCAACAAUAUGCACUUUGAUACAUUAAGGAAGUUUAUUGCAAAAAGAUCCGCUAAAAGGUUAAGAUUGAAAAGGCUACGCUUAGAGAGGAAGAAGGAGAAAGAAGAGACAAUAAAAAAAUUAGAAGAGAAGUCAAGAAAAAUAGAUGAGAAUCUCCAAAAAAUUAAGGAUGACAUCAUUAAAGUUAAACAAGAAGAGGAAGCCAAGUUGCAAGCUGACAUGGUGCUGAAAGAGGUGCUCAGAAAAAAAAGUGAUGCUAAAAAGUGCCUGGCAAAACUGGAUGCAUUGGUGAAGCUUCGUAAGGCUAGGCAAAACACCGCUAAGGGGAGGGGCGCUACUGUGUCCGAGAAGGAAGCACAGGACUUUAUUAACAGUAUUAAUAAAUUGAAAUUUCUUUGGACGCAAAAGCUAGCUUCGUAUGAGAAAGAAGAGAUAGAGUUACGUGACAAGUUGAAGCAAGACACCGAACAGAAUGAACUCGGCAAUGUGAGGGCAGAACAGACUGUGGAGAAUUUGUUCAAGUGGAGGGAAUACCUGUUUGGUGGUGCACUACCUCAUGUUGACUUUUGUGGCGACGUGGCCAGAUUUGUUACGGUCUCAGUGGGACCAGUUUGUGAGUGUCGAAGGAUCGCCUCUCCCUGUCGGAUGGGUUUUGCCAGUAACAAAAAAUCCAUAGGAAAGAAACUGUUGUGCAAAUAUGGUCAAUUUUGGAAAUAUAUCAAUCACAUCCACGUAAUAUUUUAUAUGUAGACUUCUUUGGAACCGUAUAUGAUAGUAUGCUAACCAAGAAACUUUAAAACAAACGAAGAUUGCAGUAUUUUGAAGUCAAAGAGACUUCAUUUUCUAUCUUUCUCCAACUGUAAUUGAAGUAGCUGAUCGAUAUUAGAGAGAUCUCUCUUUAUAUUUGCUUGUGUUUAGCGGGCCAUAAAGGGUCAAAUAAUGUAUGUAUAAAUUGCUCACUUCACUUAGUUUCGCAAAGUGUGUAGUCAAACAUACAUUUUGUGUGCUUAAUUUAAACAAUAUUUAACAAAUUUAUGUAAUAAUAUGUCAUUAAAAAUUGUAUGACUGGGCCCCGGGCUGAUAUUGAGGUCCAUUCCUCUAAAUGUAACAUCUUAAUUUGUCAAUUUCACCAAAUCACAUCAUAAACUAAAUUUAGAAUAAUUAUUGAUUUAAAACUAUUAAAAAUUUAGUUCAUGCUAGUUCUUACAAUAAAUAUUUUGCUGUAAUAUCAAAUUGAAACUUCAAUUUUAAAAAUGGUUCGACAAGUGGCGUCUCGGAAUCGGCCAUAUUUGGUUGGAGAGAAAUCAUCAUCAUCAUAACAGCCUUAAACUGUCCACUGCUGAACAUAAGCCUCCCCAUUGUGGGGGUUUUGCCAGUAGUUGCUACGCU